Arabidopsis arenosa is the source of this 387-nucleotide messenger RNA. NCBI's taxonomy places the organism in Eukaryota, Viridiplantae, Streptophyta, Magnoliopsida, Brassicales, Brassicaceae. The record is from the annotation of a GenBank genome assembly.
AAGUGUAUUAGCAAACGGAAAACAAGAUGGAGGAUCAGAAAAACCCACCAACGACGGAGCAACAAGAGAAAGAAGUUAAAAACGACGACGUUGAGUCUAUCAAGAGCCCAUAUUUGGACUAUGAUAACUUGGAAGAUUACAAGAUGAAAGGUUACGGAGCACACGGCCACCAAGAACCUAAGCUUGGCAUGGGAGGUGGAGCCACCGAUGCUCCUACUCCUUCAGGGGGUCUUGGCCGCGGUGGAGGCGCUGCAUCGACGGAUCUUUCUUCUACCGGUGCGAUUAACCAUCAGGGAGUUCCGUGAAAAAACUUUAUUAUGGGUAUGUGGGAUCGUCAACAAACACAAAAAGUAGCUUAGCCAUGUCCAAUAACUGAUCUAGUUUCGU